Sitodiplosis mosellana (orange wheat blossom midge) is the source of this 1268-nucleotide messenger RNA. It is a transcript of the gene Bub3, whose product is annotated as mitotic checkpoint protein BUB3. NCBI's taxonomy places the organism in Eukaryota, Metazoa, Arthropoda, Insecta, Diptera, Cecidomyiidae. The coding region runs from base 164 to 1147 and encodes 327 amino acids. Gene Ontology annotation, biological process: mitotic spindle assembly checkpoint signaling. The record is from RefSeq and is a predicted model, not a curated record. Gene Ontology annotation, molecular function: ubiquitin binding. Gene Ontology annotation, cellular component: bub1-bub3 complex; kinetochore; mitotic checkpoint complex. The transcript is spliced from 3 exons.
UCAAUUCUUGAAUAAAGUCAACCGAAAUUGCUUUAACCAAACAAACAGUUCAAACAAAAGAAAAAAGGUUUGACGCGCGUUUUGCCAAUUUUACUGUUUUCAUACGAAAUAUUCGUGGAUAUUUGUCUUAUUUUUAAAUUAAAUUCUACAUAACGUUCGCAAAAUGGAUAAAAAGAAUGAAAUCCAACUGAAUAAUGCGCCGAGUGAUGUGAUUUCAUCGUGUAAAUUUGCACCGAAUUCCAAUCAAUUUUUGUUGGUCAGUUCAUGGGAUUGCACCGUUCGUCUGUAUGAUACCGUGAGCAAUGCAUCGCGACAAAAAUUCUCACACGAAGCUCCCGUUUUGGAUUGUACAUUUCAGGAUGCUGUGCAUGUUGCUAGCGGUGGUUUGGAUAAUACGUUGAAAUUUUACGAUUUGAAUACACACACGGACACCAUCAUCGGAACACAUAAUGAUGCCAUCAAAUGUGUUGAAAUGGCCAGCAAAGUGAAUGGCAUUUUAACCGGCAGUUGGGAUAAAACAGUCAAACUGUGGGAUACCAGAGAGAAGGAAUGCGUUGGCACGUAUGAACAAAACAAUGGCAAAGUCUAUUCUAUGGAUUGUAUCGAUGAAAAAUUGGUGGUGGCCACAUCCGAUCGUAAGGUACUCAUUUGGGAUCUACGAAAUAUGGAACAAUUUAUUACACGACGCGAAUCAUCACUCAAAUACCAAACCCGAUGCAUUCGCAUCUUUCCGAAUAAGGAUGGCUUUGUGAUGAGCUCAAUUGAAGGACGUGUUGCCGUUGAGUACUUCGAUUUGGAUGCAGAGGUGCAAAAACGGAAAUUCGCAUUUAAAUGCCAUCGCUCGAAGGAGAACAACAUCGAAAUCAUUCAUCCAGUCAAUGCAAUCAGUUUCCAUAGCGUUUACAAUACAUUUGCCACAGGUGGUUCUGAUGGUUUUGUCAACAUUUGGGAUGGAUUCAACAAGAAGCGUUUGUGUCAAUUCCAUCAUUAUGACACAUCAAUUUCGGCAUUAAACUUUAGUUCAGACGGCACCACAUUGGCCAUUGCAUGCUCAUACUUGGAUGAAUUGGAAAAACCACCCGAACCCGUGCCAGAGCCGGUCAUCUAUGUGCGUUAUGUUAACGAACAAGAAAUCAAGCCGAAAUAAAUAUUGUGGUCGACUUUUCUCUCAUCUCUCUCAUACCAUUUUAAGCAGACUCAUUAAAUAAAUGCACGAAGAGCCAGUAUUUGGCGGUGUCAAUAAAUAAAUAAUAUAAAAAAACAACGUA